GAAUUUGCGUUGGGCUUGGGCUGAGUCUGCCCGCACCUCCCGCUCAGGACCGGGCUGCGGGGCUGGGCUGGGCUUGUGCUGAGCCUGCGUUAAGCUUCAGCUGAUCCUGCGCUGGGUUUGGGCUGAGCCUGCCUGCGCCUCCCCUUAAAACCGGGCUGCAGAGCUGGGCUGAGCUUAGGCCGAGCUCGCCCGCGCCCCGGUGUCAGCCGGGGUCCCCUCAGUACCGGGCUGCAGAGCUGGGCUGAGCUUAGGCCGAGCCCGCCCGCGCCCCGGUGCCAGCCGGGGUCCCCUCAGUACCGGGCUGCAGAGCUGGGCUGGGUUUGGGCCGAAUCCGCCCGUGACCCGGUGUCAGCCGGGGUCCCCUCAGGAGCCGGCUGUGGGGCUGAGCUUAGGCCGAGCCCGCCCGCGCCCCGGUGUCCCCUCAGUACCGAGCUGCAGAGCUGGGCUGAGCUUAGGCCAGCCGAGCCCGCCCGCGCCCCGGUGUCCCCUCAGUACCGGGCUGCAGAGCUGAGCUGGGCUGAGCUUAGGCCGAGCCCGCCCGCGCCCCGGUGUCCCCUCAGUACCGGGCUGCAGAGUUGAGCUGGGCUGAGCUUAGGCCGAGCCCGCCCGCGCCCCGGUGUCCCCUCAGUACCGAGCUGCAGAGCUGGGCUGAGCUUAGGCCAGCCGAGCCCGCCCGCGCCCCGGUGCCAGCCGGGGUCCCCACAGGAGCCGGCUCCGCGCAGUGCGGCCAGGCCCCGGCGGCAGCAGCUGAUCGGGAAGCUGAUCCGCAGUGCGAAUGAAGGCUCGGCCCGCUGUUGCUAUGACGAUUGAUUUCAGACGUCGCAGUGGAGGAACUGGAGGGCCAAGAGCUCAAAGUAUGGAGACCUUUUAGCCAGCCAGUGAAUCCAGCUGCUGCUGCAUGUCUGGCAGCACCUCUGAAUGAUCACAUGACUCUUGAUAUGGAUGCAGUCCUGUCAGACUUUGUUCGGUCCACAGGGGCAGAACCAGGUCUGGCAAGAGACUUACUAGAAGGCAAGAACUGGGACCUGACAGCAGCUUUGAAUGACUAUGAGCAGCUGCGGCAGGUGCACACGGCCAACCUGCCCCAGGUGUUCAACGAGGGCAGGUUUUACAAGCAGCAGGAGCCAGAGCAGCCUCUCCAGGUGACCAAGGCUGAGAGGCCCUGCCUGCAGAGGCAGGAUGACAUUGCCCAAGAAAAGCGUCUUUCCAGGGGGAUUUCCCAUGCCAGCUCAGCCAUAGUGUCCCUUGCUCGCUCACAUGUAGCAAACGACUGCAGCAACGAGCAGUUCCCCUUGGAGAUGCCCAUCUACACAUUCCAGCUGCCCGACCUGAGCGUGUACAGCGAGGACUUCAGGAGCUUCAUCGAGCGGGACUUGAUCGAGCAGGCCACCAUGGUGGCAUUGGAGCAAGCAGGACGCCUCAAUUGGUGGUCCACAGUGUGCACGAGCUGCAAGCGCCUGCUGCCCCUGGCCACAACGGGUGAUGGAAACUGCCUCCUGCAUGCUGCCUCUCUAGGGAUGUGGGGAUUUCACGACCGGGACCUUGUGUUACGGAAAGCUCUCUAUACUAUGAUGAGAAGUGGAGCUGAAAGGGAAGCACUGAAGAGAAGAUGGAGAUGGCAACAGACUCAGCAGAAUAAGGAGUCAGGUUUGGUAUACACGGAAGAGGAGUGGGAGCGUGAGUGGAACGAGCUGCUCAAGCUGGCGUCGAGCGAGCCGCGCACGCACUUCAGCAAGAACGGGGGCACUGGUGGGGGAGUGGACAAUGCAGAAGAUCCAGUGUAUGAGAGCUUGGAAGAAUUCCAUGUUUUUGUCUUAGCCCAUAUCUUGAGAAGACCCAUUGUUGUAGUAGCAGACACGAUGUUACGAGACUCAGGGGGAGAAGCAUUUGCACCAAUACCGUUUGGAGGAAUUUAUUUGCCACUUGAAGUUCUGCCAAACAGAUGCCAUUGCUCACCUCUUGUGCUGGCCUAUGAUCAGGCCCAUUUCUCUGCUCUUGUCUCCAUGGAACAAAAAGACCAACAGAGAGAACAAGCGGUGAUCCCCCUGACUGACUCUGAACACAAGUUACUGCCUUUGCACUUUGCGGUCGAUCCUGGGAAAGACUGGGAGUGGGGAAAAGAUGACAAUGAUAACACCAGACUGGCCAAUUUGAUUCUGUCUCUUGAGGCAAAGCUUAAUCUUCUGCACAGCUACAUGAAUGUAACCUGGAUCCGCAUUCCAUCUGAGACACGGCAGGCCCCUUUGGCUCAACCAGAAUCCCCUACAGCUUCUGCUGGAGAAGACGUGCAGUCUUUGGCUGACUCAAUGGACUCAGACCGAGAUUCCAUCUGUAGUAAUUCCAAUGGCAAUAAUGGCAAAAACGGUAAAGAAAAAGAAAAGGAGAAACAAAGGAAAGAUAAAGACAAAACCAGGACAGAUUCAGUUGCCAAUAAAAUAGGAAGCCUCAGUAAAACCCUGGGAAUUAAACUGAAAAAGAACAUGGGUGGUCUUGGAGGUCUGGUGCACGGGAAGAUGAGCAGAGCCAAUUCAGGGAAUGGAAAAAAUGGUGACACGGUAGAGAAAGUCAAAGAGAAGAAGUCCAAGUCUCGCAAAGGGAGCAAAGAGGAAUCUGGACAGUCUGCGAGCACGUCUCCUUCUGAAAAGACCACUCCAUCUCCGACUGACAGAGCCAGCAGCUCCCCCACUGAAAAGGCGAACACUAAACCCUUCUCUGACAAGCAGUCUGACCCUUGGAAGUACAGCACAGACGUGAAACUCAGCCUAAAUAUUUUGAGAGCUGCCAUGCAGGGUGAACGAAAGUUUAUUUUUGCUGGUCUUCUUUUGACCAGUCACAGGCAUCAGUUCCACGAGGAGAUGAUCGGCUAUUACCUGACCAGUGCCCAGGAGCGCUUCAAUGCAGAACAGGAGCAGAAGAGAAGGGAAGCUGAGAAAAAGGCUGUGCUGAAUGGCUCCUCUAGUAGGAAACUGGAGCCAGAAGCAUUUUCAAAAGAAAAAUUAGAACCAUCUCCUCAGGAUAGGGCAUCACCUGUCUUGCCUCAAAGCCAUACAACUCAACUGGUUUUAAAAUUUAAAGACCGCACUAGUCCCACUCCCGGGUCCUUUUCUUCGCCCAGCAACGGUGCCAAGAGGAGCGGCCCCAUCCCAGUGUCUGCCCACUAUAGCCAUACCCCCCCCAUUCAACGGCAAAGCGUCAUCCAUCUGCAUGAUGUCAACCCCAAGCCGUCGAGCUUCCAGGACGACAGCUACAAGCCGGCGGUGGGCACGCUGAAGACGUGCGCCACGUACCCGCAGCAGAACCGGUCGCUGUCGUCGCAGAGCUACAGCCCCGCGCGCCUGCCCGGCCUGCGCACCGUCAACACGGUGGAGUCGCUGAGCUGCGCCCGGCCGGCCGAGCACAAGUCCCACACCUACAGCAACGGCUUCCACAGCGGGGACGGCACGGACUGCCUGGAGUUCGCUGACGAGGACGCUCCUCAGGGCUGGCUCGGCAGCGACAAGCACCAAGGCAGAAGCACAGUUUGCCCGGUAUAUUCCAUCCAGCAGAGCCGCUGUAAGAAGGAGAACUGCUCCUUUUAUGGUCGUCCUGAGACUGAAAAUUACUGUUCCUACUGCUACAAGGAGGAGUUAAAGCGCAGGGAGAGGGACAGCAAGGGACACAGGCAUUGAGGAUUCUUCCAUGACUACUUAGUUUUACCAUUUUCUUACUUACAAAGUAAACAGUGUUGGAUUGCAGUAAAAGGAAUCCUUAAAAAAAAAGAAUAAAGGAUUGAUGAGUAAAUAGUGUCUAGCUCUUCGAUUUUCCGGGGCAAUGAGGAAAUAAUAGGAAUAAUUUAUCAUAAAAAAAAUAUUAUUUUCCAUUUUGUCAGUGUCUUUUUUACAUGUACUGGUAAGCUGAAGGGUUGUUUACUCCUUUGUCACUGCUGUGUGUAUGUUUGGUCAAAAAUUUACUAAUGGUGCCUGAAUUUACACUGACAUCACUCAGGUAGUAGAAUGAUAGGGGAAAGUCAUACUAGUGAAGAUGCGGUGUUGUAGUAGGGUAGUAUCUGCCUUGCAGACAUUUGAAAUGAUGUAACUAUUAUUGAGAGUAUUUUUUCCUCAGUAAAAGUUAAAUUUUUCGUAGCCUUUUUUUUCAGGAGGGUAGUGAUUUUGCAUACUGCACAUUUUUAACAUGGCAGCAUAUUGCAUUGCUACUAACGUUGUAUAUUUCAGUCUGAAAUGGAAUGAUUCUGGAAAAAUGGGAGUGAAAGGUCUGAAUUCAUGAGGGCUGUAGCUCAUCCUGAUUUUAAGUUCUUACCAAUUAUUUCUAAAUUUUCAUUUAAAAAAAUAGAUUUGAGCCCCUUUUAUUUGCCUUGAGUUUUUAAACAGGUUUUAUAAGAAAAUUCAAUAUGACUUCACGUUGCCAAGCCCCCCCCCACAGUAUAGUUUUGCACACCUGAAUUUCAGAAGUAUUUUCGUUGAUGUUAAAAUGCAGAGAAAUAUUGCAAUAAAAUUCAAAUAUAAAAAAAAAAUAUAUUAACUAUGGACAAUUUGAUGGCCAGCUGGGAAAUUUAGGAUCACUUUAGACUCCAGCCACUUGCCAAAACCAGUGUAAAGCAUCAAUUUAUUCCCUUAGCUAGUGCACAAACCUAAUCAUUAUUUACUUAUUCCUUCUGAAUAUUAUUGAGUGAUAAUCAUUGCAAAUGUAACUACUUGAAGACUGUUGGCUCCACCUUUUCUCAAGUCUUCUAGAGUGAGUCAUCUCCCCCUCAGGAGGCUCCCAGAUGGCUGGAAGAUGCCUCCAGCAGGAAUGGCAGCUCCUCGCACAGAUUUGCACAAGUCUGAGAUCCAAAUAUUUACAUAAGUGUUUGCAAUACUUUUGAAAAUAAAACUUUGCUCACAGAAACGUUUCUGCAGAGCAGACACUGCAGAUACAGUUGAAGUAAAUGGAUGAGAUGAGGAAGUAUUCUGGGAUGCAGCACUGGGUUUGCACUCCUCUGCCAUCAGAAUGUAACAGGAGCUCUUUGGUGUUGUCUCCAUUGUAACCAAUGGCUCAUUUUAAGAGCUGAUUUUGCAUUAAGGGUGAAGUACUGCCUUCAGGGUGCUCAAUCUGCCACCUCAAGGUGUAGAACAGGAGUUCUGCCUUCCUUGUUAGGGAAUAACACACUUCUGGCCUACACAGGAAAGAUUCUUUGCCAAAGAGUCUUCAUUUCUGGUUAUUUUCCUGCUGCACCCUGAUUUUAAUCUUGACAAGGGUGGCACCAUUGCAUACAGUUAAUCCUAAUCAACCCUGAAGCCAACCCUAAAGUCCCUGUGAAACAAGAUGCACAAAUUCUGCUGCUGUGUCCUGGCUUUCAGAAAAAGCAUGUGAGCUAUUUCCAGUGACUCAAAUUGGUAGAACUGAGCAAAUACUUAAAAAUAACCAUAUUUUUAGGUUUUCUGCUGAAUGGGAGGUUUCAAAAUAAGUCCCUUGGUCACUUUUAUAGAAAGUCAGGGUCUUUGCCAUGUUAGCUGUUCCAUGAAUCCAGACCUGUACUUCAUAUUCCUUGUUGUAUACUGAGCAUACACUGAAUCUUACUGAACUUGCAUUCCUUCAUGAAAGGGAAAUGUUGGUAUUUGUUAAAACUCCAUGUGACUUCUAUCCUCAAGGUAAGCACCUUCCAAAUCCCGUGUCUCCUGUUGCAUCUGCUGUAAGCAGUGUCUUGUUUUGCUUUGCUGUUGUGAUUAUUGCAUUUAAGUUCUAAUUGUCAAAGAAAACUGGGAUUUCAAAUUCUGCUAAAACAAGCCAGACCAUGUUAAAUUAAGUACUUGAUUGUAUUUGCUGCUCAGACUGAGAAAAUUGGCAGGAUAAAACUUCAAGAAAAAUAGAAAUAUUUAAGAAUUCUUAGGGCAUUAGAGUAGCAGUAGUGUGUGAUACUCUGAGAAUCAUUUCUGUGUAAAGUUGUACAUAAGAAAUAUUACAUUAGCAGCAAACCACACCAGCCAUUGUAUUUAAGUGAGUUACAUCCUUUCUGAAUGAGGGAAAAAGUAUUACAUAUGUAAAAUAAGCAAUUACCAUGAGAUUUUGCUGUUUCUAUAGUAUGUUUUUAAGAUCCUCUCAUAAAAGAAAGAGAUUUACAACUGGUCAGCAUUUAGGUAAAUUACUCUGUUCAGAAUUACUGAAUGCAUUAGAUUACUUUGAAAAAUUAAUCAGUCUUGUCUGUAUAGGAUAUGAAACCUGAGUGUUCAUUAUCAUCCUCAGGACAUUCAGAUACUUCCAUAAAUAUUUACCUCUACAGGACUGCUCACUUUAAAAUAUCUGUUGUAUAAAAUGCUGAUAGAACCCUUUUUAGUUGUGCCCAUGUCCUUAGAAUUUUUUUGUUGGGAUAUCUUUGAUUAAUUUUCUAAUGGCUGUUUUCUUUUAGAAUUAUCUUCAGACAUUCUUUCUGUUUCUGAGCUAUUUGUGGCAGCUGUGCCAUGGCUGUCAUUAAAUAUGCAGAAACUGUGCCCCCUCCUGAAGAAGUGUUUUUCCAUUAAAAGAAGACUGCAGCUAUAGAAGAAAAAUUUCUACCUAUUUUUUA
Messenger RNA from Oenanthe melanoleuca, 6538 nucleotides. It is a transcript of the gene OTUD7A, whose product is annotated as OTU deubiquitinase 7A. Gene Ontology annotation, biological process: protein K48-linked deubiquitination; protein K11-linked deubiquitination; protein deubiquitination involved in ubiquitin-dependent protein catabolic process. The transcript is spliced from 12 exons. Gene Ontology annotation, molecular function: DNA binding; K63-linked polyubiquitin modification-dependent protein binding; cysteine-type deubiquitinase activity. Gene Ontology annotation, cellular component: cytoplasm; nucleus. NCBI's taxonomy places the organism in Eukaryota, Metazoa, Chordata, Aves, Passeriformes, Muscicapidae. The record is from RefSeq and is a predicted model, not a curated record. Bases 927 to 3668 code for a protein of 913 amino acids.